UUGUUUCACUGACAGAACGAAUGUCAAAAAUUAAAAUUUGUAAUAUGGCGCGAUAUCGUGACUUUGAUAGAAAUUUUUGAAAGUCAAUGUGAAUGAUUCUUCGAGGAAUAAAAUUCGCUAGUGAAACAUGAAGCCUGCAUCGACCCUUGUAUCAGCUGAAAGUGGUUCAUCGUAUUCGAAUAGCCUUGGCCCUCGGACAAGGAGUAAUCAUUGGACAGAUACGUUAACCUCCUUUCAGAAGAAUAAAGUGUCCCUUGAAUGCAGACAAGCACAACUUACUAGUAGACUCGAAAUUCUUGAGCGCAAUUUACCUAAUAUUUUUCUGAAGAUCAGUCAGUCCUUAAAAUCUGGUGAAGAUGUUCCUGAUAUAGACCUGGAAAGUAUUCUUGCAGAAUCAGGAAUUCCUACGUGUCCUUGUGCGCCCUGUAGACAUCCUGAUUGUUUAAAAUAUUCAGAAUAUCAGAGCACAUGUAACAAACAAUCACAUGACUUACAAUUGGUCUACGAUAGAAGAAAUGGUUCUUACGCUGAUGAAAAUUCGAAUAAAAUGAAGUGUCCAAUGGCGUGCAAACAAAAUCCUCCAGCAUGCAAUAGAGCUUCGUAUGGAGAUUCCAACUCUGUUUCCGUAGUGACCUCGGCUGAUCUUGUCACGAUCAACAAGGUUCAAGAAUUGGCCAAGCAGGAGCGUGAACUGAAGAAACAUAUAGAGCAGUUAGAAAGCCGGGAAAGGAUGUUCAUAAAAACAUUAAAAAAGGCAAAUGUGUUAUUAAAUGAUCCACGUCAAAUACAUAAAAGUUCAUCAACCUCAGCCCAUCCAAAAGGGUCGUCUUUCGAUAAUCCACAAUUAAUCAGACUACAGAAACUAGAAUCUCACAACAAGAAGGUGAUUGAAAACAUGAAUGAUUUACGCGAGGACAAGAAGCAGCUGGUGAAACAGACUGAAGUUCUGAAAAAUCAACUCAAGGACACGCAGAGGAAGCUUGGUGUUGUUCAAAAAGAAGUAUUUGGCGGGGAAAUUGUUAGGUGCGAUUGUAAGAUUCCGUCGAGCAGAUCCUUUCAAAGGAAAUACAGCUGUCCGUCGCUGAUUGCUAAAGAUCAAAGCACAAAUGAGGACAGUGUCACUCUUAUAGAAUUGGCUAAACAAUUUGAAGAGGCCCUUGAGAAAGUGCAGAAUCAUGGUUUGUGCAAUCUCGCCAGUCUCGUAAAGGCAGCCGCGUCAACGUUGAAGGAGCUGAGCAGGGUCGAGGAACAGAAAUGCCUUUGUAAUUGCAACUGUGAUUUUGCUGCGAAUGAUUAUUCCGAACUCGAAGAGACGUUUACCUGCAAUUGCGACGACUGGGGACCGGAUGAGCUGGGUCCUUCCGGUGAAUGGAUUUGUAAAAACUGUGGAGGAAUACAUUACAGCGAAUCCGACGUGGCACGAUCUAUUUCUAAACAAAUGCCCGAUAAAAAAAUGAAUAUUAAACACUCUGCUAAAACUGAAAAUCAGAAAAAAUCAAUUUGUAAUUGUGGAUGCGGCACGACCAGUGUGCCGUGCGAUUGCGGCUGUAACGAUACUAAGAGAAAAUUAAUAUUACCCAAAUUCGAUGGCAAAAGCAAAUCUUCGAGAAAACCAGUUAGUGCUAUAUCUCAGAUGAGCUGCAAUCUGGACUGUCUAAGAGAAUGUGUAAUCAGUAAAUCGCAAGCAAAUAAGAUAAGUCAAGACAGUUCGGAAAAUACAUUAAAAACUCCUGACAAAUUCGGAAUAUCCAAGAAGCAAAAGUCGAUGGAAUGCGUGUCUAUUGAUUGGAGUGAUGUAGGAGAAUUUGACACACGUUCUGUAAAGAUAGGAGUCAAUAUAUCCGGAACACCCGUUACAUUGAGUCAGUGCAGUGACAAGACAGUAGACGAGGAUAAAGAGGAGGGCUAUGUGAUGUUAUUGAAGAAAGGGAAAGUGAAGAUCAUGGAAAGUAAAUCACCCAGUGGAACCACACUGGCACACAGUAAAUCUUUGACGAAGGAUUGGCAACCGUGUGUGGAUCUUAAAAAAAAUUUAAUAUGUCCAGGGGAAAAGGACGGCUGUUAUUGCAUAAAGAUGCACGAUUCAGGAAAUGCCUGUCAGUACAAAAACAAUGGUUCGUUGAAGGAUGUUAAUAUUCAAAAAGGAUCGAAAUUAGCGGAUGCGAAUUUCUUAACUUCGUGCAGUUCAAAGCCAAGAUAUAAGAACUUAAACAGUAUCCAUCAUCAUUCGAAAAUUGUUAUGAGUUCAUCUUCUAGUGGACAAGGUACAGACUGCUUCAAACGGCAUGAUGGCAAUUCUUGCGAUACAAAAAUCGAUUCCAAACCACGGAUAAAAGCGAAUCAGAAGUCUUUGAAGACUACAAAUUUACCUGCAUUUUCACGCGAUAAAGUGACAAAGAUAAAGAAGAACAAAUUCCCCGUACAAAAUAAUAAAGACAGAUUGGAGUGCGAGGGACAGAAUCCAUGUGUCGAUUGUCUGCGUGAGGAAAAUAAUGUUGAAAAUAACGCAUCUUUACAAAAUCCUUCCUGGAAUAGCGAUCAUCUUUGCCCAGAGUGUUGGGCCAGAGAGAAAAAUCACACGGCAUAUCCUGUAUCACAAAAUGUGGAAAAAUUGUGUCCAUGCGGUUGUGGUUUCUCCGUCGAUGGUGAGAACGAAACUUGCCCUUGCGGAUGUGGUAAACUUGCAGAGUCCCCACCCAGAAAGGAUGCUUGCUUUACUACACAGCCAAAAGAAAUACGAGCUCUCGCGACCGAGUGCGACUGCGAACUUUUCGGCAAUUGCAAACUUUGUGCUUGUCCGGAAGACUUUUGUGAAGGACCUAAGGAAAACAUCGUUCCGCGACCCUCAAAGUUAUUUUCCAAUAACGUAAGCAAGGGUGCGCGACAGCGACAGCUGGAGUCGAAAUGUCGACAAGAGAUUUAUACAGAUAGCAACAAACGGAAGAAGUUACAAGAGAUAAUAAGCAGGUGUUGCUAUUCGAACAAGAACAUGCGGAAUAACUUUGACGAGGAAUGUUCUUCUCCGACAACCAUAAAACCUACGUUGUCCGGACUUACGACGGCCGUUGAGAUUCUGCGUGCGAAAUGCCGCAAUAAAGACAGCAUAAUUGCCGUUCUGGCUAAAGAAUUGAGAGGAUCCGGAAGUAUAGACAAAAUCACGAAAAAUUUAGCCACACCUUGUCUGAGUUCUACCGCGUGGGAUUUUGAUAAGUGUGCGUUAUACAAUUAUCUGACUGGCAUCGAAAUUGUAAAAUGUGACAAGUCAGCUGCUUCCGAUUCUGCGAAUACAAUUCCAAAACCAAGUAAUUUCAAAGUCGUUCGAGAAAUAUGCGGCUGCGUUUUACUCUCGUGGGAAAUGCCAGAAGACAUCAGUCGGAUCAAAGGAUACAAGAUCUUCGUGAAUGGAUACUUUGCGGCUCACGUAAGAUCUCCCACACGUACAGAAGCUUUAUUGGAUCCAUUAGAUAUUUCAGAAGAAUGCACUCUCAAGCUAUACGCCAUAGAUAUUAAAGGGAACCUCUCUGAUUCCGUAACUACAAUUUACCAAUCAUGUUGUCCAGGGGAUGAUUGAAUUUUCCAAGUGAUGUCUCAAUUUCAAUUUAUUUAAUUCAUGACUUUUGUCACAUGUACGUCCACAGUGUAUUAUUAUGCGAUUACCAUAAUAGGAAUUCUUGGAUAAUAGGGAUCAAAUUCUAAUUCAUU
Messenger RNA from Cephus cinctus (wheat stem sawfly), 3702 nucleotides. RefSeq lists its product as uncharacterized. The record is from RefSeq and is a predicted model, not a curated record. The transcript is spliced from 11 exons. Lineage: Eukaryota; Metazoa; Arthropoda; Insecta; Hymenoptera; Cephidae. Bases 128 to 3571 code for a protein of 1147 amino acids.